Molecule: messenger RNA, 1053 nt
Organism: Rotaria sp. Silwood2
Lineage: Eukaryota; Metazoa; Rotifera; Eurotatoria; Philodinida; Philodinidae
Source: the annotation of a GenBank genome assembly
AUGAAUAAGGAAAACUUUCGUUUCUACAUCAAAGUACGCACUGCACUUAAUAUUCCAGCAAGAAUUAUUUACGAUGAAUUAUGUUCUGUUUUUGGCGAUCAAGCUCCUGCACUUAGGACGGUGGAAUGGUGGUCUAAAUUAUUUCGAGAAGGAAGAGAAGAUGUUGAAGAUGAAGAAAGACCUGGCAGACCUAUAACCGAGACAACAUCUGAAAAUAUCGAGCAAGUUCGUAGCCUUAUCAAUGAUAAUCCUCAUAUUACAAUACAAGAAAUGGAGGUUCAAACUGGUUUCAGCCAUGGCACUAUCCAUCGAAUAAUAUCCGAUCAUCUGAAUUUGAAGAAACUCACUGCUCGUUACAUACCUAAGCAGCUGACUGAUUCACAAAAAGCUGAACGAGUUCGAAUAUGCAAAGAAAAUUUAGAAAAAUUCGAAUCAGGUGCAUGGAGAUUAUGUGAUGUUAUAACAGGUGAUGAAUCAUGGUUUUAUCAUAAACACAUUGGUCGAAAGUUGUCCAAUUCUGCUUGGGUUUCAAGAAAUGAUCCGCCACCUACUGUAGUACGACAAAGUCCUUAUGCCCCAAAAACCUUAAUGAUCAUCUUUUUCAAAUCAACUGGUCCUGUUUUUAUUCAUCAUGUAGAACGGGAGCAGACUAUCGACCAUCGGUACUAUAUCGAUAAUUGUUUAGAACCUCUUAUUGAUAACAUCAAAAGACAACGUCCUACUUGUGGUGUCCAGAGUAUCAAACCUCAUUACGAUAAUGGGCGACCACAUGUUCAUAAGGAAGUAUCAAAUUAUCUUGAAUCGGAAGGUAUUACAAUAAUCAAACAUCCACUUUAUUCUCCAGAUUUGGCACCGUGUGAUUUUUGGCUAUUCGAUUUUAUCAAACAAAAUAUACCCGAUCAAAGUGAUUCAGAAUUGUUACAUCAGGCUGUAUCCGACUUCAUGAACUCCUUAAGUAAAGAAGAAUACAGAAAAACAUUCGAUAAAUGGAUUCAAUGUAUGCGCUUAUGCGUGGAUAAUCGCGGCGAUUACUUCGAACAUUUGAUGAAAUAA